This is a messenger RNA of Thermochaetoides thermophila DSM 1495, 2847 nucleotides long. Its product is annotated as WD40 repeat-containing protein. The transcript has 5 exons. NCBI's taxonomy places the organism in Eukaryota, Fungi, Ascomycota, Sordariomycetes, Sordariales, Chaetomiaceae. Gene Ontology annotation, molecular function: ubiquitin binding. Bases 1 to 2847 code for a protein of 948 amino acids. Gene Ontology annotation, biological process: protein deubiquitination; double-strand break repair via homologous recombination. The record is from RefSeq and is a predicted model, not a curated record.
AUGGCCAAGAAGGCUCGCCAAAGGAUAAGCUAUGUUCUUGAACAUCCCAACUCCUCGCCUGGCGGCCAUCGCUUGGGUGUCAAUGGCCUUGCCAUCGACCGCGAAAAUGCUAUCCUCUACUCCGGCGGCCGCGAUGGCGUUAUCUGCGCCUGGGACCUAAAGCGUUCCCUUCAGAACACUCACGCAGCCGUCACAGACCCCUCCUCUCAUCCCAACCCCAAAUCCAUCGCCAGCUUCCGCACCCAAACCCAUGCUCACACCCACUGGAUCAACGACAUCACCCUCGUCCAGCACCAUAACGCCCUUGUCUCCGCCUCCUCCGACCUCCAAGUCAAGCUCUGGCGUCCCUUAGCCUCCGACGCCCAAGAGCCCGUCCCGAUCGGCCACCACCGCGACUACGCCAAAUGCGUCGCCACCCCUAACCAGUCAACCAACUGGGUCGCCUCAGGCGGCCUGGACCGCCGCAUCUACCUCUGGGAUCUCUCUGGUAAGGGGCAGGUCCUGGAGAUCGACGUCAGCGGGGAAGAAGUUGUGGAAAAAGGGAGCGUCUACGCCCUGGGCGUGACGCAUUCCGUUCUGGCGAACGGCGGGCCGGAGAGUAUUGUUCGCCUGUGGGACCCCAAGUCUGGGAAGAGGAUUACCAAGUUCGUGGGGCACACUGACAUGAUUCGGGCGAUUCUGGUCAGCGAGGAAGGAGAUAUGGUGCUGUCGGCUAGUGCCGACCAGACGGUGAAAGUGUGGAGCGUCACGGCGGGGAGGUGCAUGCAUACGCUCACUAUGCAUGACCAUAGCGUGUGGGCGCUGUUUUCGGAUGAUCCAGGGUUGAAUGUGUUUUAUAGUAGUGAUCGGUCUGGCUUGGUGGUAAAGACGGAUGUGAGGGAUACCAUGGGAGAUCUGGAUAAGGGUUUGUGUCUGGCCGUGGCGAAGGAGCAUGAAGGGGUGAGCAAGAUUGUUGCCUGGGAUGGGAGUAUUUGGACUGCGACGGCCAGGGCGUCGAUUAAUCGCUGGCAGGAUGUCGAUCUGACUGGUGAGUUAAGGCUGCCCGAGGCGUAUAAGCAGCAUCGAGCGUCCAUGAUGAGCGUCAGGAGUAAGGAGAGUACUGGGCCGACGGCAGGUGCCGAGGGGGCGAGGACGACGAUCCCAGCGAAGUCUGUCCUGCGCAUCUCGAACACGGCGUCCUUCCCCUUGGUCAUUGAUCGCAAUGCGGACGAUCCGUUCCAGGGUCAGGCACGGAAGACGGACCCGUCUGAAGUCGAAGUCGAACCGAUCUAUCAUUCUCCUGUUGAGACGAUUGAAGGGCAGUUUGGCUUGGUCAAGCACAAGCUGUUAAAUGAUCGGAGAAGAGUCUUGACUUUGGACACAGCUGGAGAUGUUUUGAUGUGGGAUCUCAUCCAGUGCCGUCCGAUCCGAAGCUUUGGUAAACGUCAUCUCGAGGAUGUCGAGCCCGAGGUCAACACUAAAGAAGCUGUGGCGCCGUGGUGUUCCAUUGACAUCAGUUCUGGCAACCUGACCGUCGUGUUGGAGCCGUACAAUUGCUUCGACGCCGAAAUGUACGCUGACGAGCUGACCCUGGACGAGCCAAUUGAGUUUAGGGAAGACCAGAGAAUCAACCUCGGAAAAUGGGUCCUCCGCUACCUCUUCGCGAACCUCAUUGACGAAGAGAUCCGUCGCGAUGAGGAAUUCCGCCAGAGCCUCACCAAGUCGCCACCGACGAAGAAGUCCAGAGGAGGAAGAGAAGCACCCCCUCUGUCCAUUGACAUCCCGCCACUGCCUAAGUUUGACCCGACCACACAGCGAGCUAAUAACAAUGGCUCUCACCCCCCCGUGACGCCAGGGCUCGUGAUCGGAUUAGCGACGCCAGGAUCCCCGAUGAUCCAAAUGGGUGAGGGCACAUUCAGUCCCCUGGAAAAGAUGCCUUCCCAUCUGGCGGGUCGUCCAUCGGUUGAACAGGAAGACUACUUCUCAGAUACCAUAGGGACGCCAGAACCGCCUCUUACAACUAGAUUAACCCAGGGACAGAUCCCAGGUCAGGAACCACCGUCGACAGAGGAGUCAUCAGCUAAGAACUCCACCGAGGUCGCCAAGGAGAAAGAGAAAGACAAGGACAAAGAGAAUGGCACUAAAGGAAGCACAACCUUCAACAUGAAGAAAUUCCGCAUGAACAUGUCCUUCGGCACGAAGAAGCUCAGCCGGUCCACCUCAACCGCCGCAGCCGAGAAGCCUGCCCUCGGCACGACCGCUGCAGCCGGCGGCGUCGACGACAAAGCCGACGAAUCCGAAACCUCCUCAACCCACGAAAAAGAAUUCGACGACUCCUUCCUCGGAGUCAUCCAGCGCCUGCGCAGCGAAUACGAAAAACUGAUCUCCGACCAUCCCGACAAACCCCUCGACUCCAAGAUCACGCCCGCCCCGCCCAACGACACACCCCCGCUCAACAUCCCCCCGGGGACGAAAGUCAUCAUCCAAGAAGAAACGACCGGCGGCUCGGCCGAGGUCUACAGGGGUACUGUGGCGUCGGUCGGCGCCGACGCCGACAUAAUCGAGGAGAAGGCGCCGCUGUGGCUGGGCGAGGCACUCCUGCUGAACGUGCUGCCAGCGAAAGAGCCGGUGAAGGUGUCGUUUGUGCUGUACCCGUGGAAGGAUAGUUUGCCGCCGAUUGCCUCGGCGGAUGGAAAUAAUAGACUGAAUGCGAAUCGCAUGCUGAGGGUCAAAAAGAUUUUGGCGUAUGUUGCCGAGAGGAUUGAUCCGGCGUAUGAGAACGAGGGAGAUGUGGAAGGGGAGCAACAGGGGGGAGAAGGAGGGGGAAAAGAAGCUGAAGCCGGAGGAUUGGUUGGAGUUGUAUUGUAA